Messenger RNA from Marchantia polymorpha subsp. ruderalis, 2200 nucleotides. The record is from the annotation of a GenBank genome assembly. NCBI's taxonomy places the organism in Eukaryota, Viridiplantae, Streptophyta, Marchantiopsida, Marchantiales, Marchantiaceae.
GCGACGACGCCACGAGACGAGACGAGACGAGACGGGAGCUCAAUUUGGAGCGAGCUUUGCGAGGGAGGGAGCGGAAGCCGCGAGGCAGAACAUGGAGAGCACCGAGGGACCGGAGUGUCGAUUGUCACCUCUUCCUCUUCUUCUUCUUCUUCUUGCGGGGUGCGCGGUCUCGAGCGCCGAGCUGUUCUGAGCGCACUCUCCGUCGGUCGGCUCUCCACUCGGAGCUUCAAAGAAAAGGAAGUCGAAAAUAUUCAUCGGACCUUGGAUUGUGUUGUUUGCGGAGCGAGCUCAAGCGGGCGGCGAUUGAGCGGGCGAUGUUCCGAGGUGCUCGCGGGCCAGAAUGGCUUUCAAGGAGCUCCUAGACAAGAAUCGAAUGCGUGAAUUGUCGGCCUAGGGAAGCGGCGGGCGGGACGGGCGGUCGGGCGUCUUGGAAGGCUGCGACCUGCGAUUCUGGUUAGAGAAUGAGCGAUGCCGGGUGUGUCUGUUUGCCAGAUGUGCUCCGCUAAUGUCCUCGCAGUAAUCCCUACGAGAACCGGAGGGCCGGUGAAUCUUGGAAGAAAAUCCCACCGAAUUUUGGUGCAGGUUUCUGCAUUUUCUGCCUCUUUGGACUUUCGUGCUGAAGGUCAUCAUCGCCCCGUUCUCGGCCGACCAGUAUGCUCCACGCGUGUGGCUUUGCACUCCAUGGCAUUUAUAUCGACGACGCAGGGGAAACAAAUGGGUCCUAUCAACAUUUAUGCGGUAGCAGAGCAGAUGUCUAGUUUCGGCUGCAUGAUGCCUUUCAAGUAUUUAUCAAAGGGUGGAAAGCUGCCCUCAAGAAGGCCGACGACGAGAUUGCUCUGUAAGCCAGUCGCCCGUAUUUCCGACUCCGACGUGCGGAUUUCGGAUGGGAAGAAUGCUUCUGUCACGGGCAGAGAUAUCCCUCUGGAUUCGCGUGAGACGACUGUCAGAGAAACUAAUCCAGCUUCGGUCUCACCUUCUGGAGCUUUGUCUCAACGAGGUCUUCCCCUGAACCUUGCAACAGGAGUGGGAGUCACUGCAGCUGUGAUCAUGAUGGCCAUGCUGGGAUUCUUGGCCAAGCCACGGAGAAAUGGAGGCGGAUCAAUGGCUGAUUUGAUUCGAAGGGGUCAAGUCCGAUCAGACAGAGGAGCAGAUUCCGAGCUUUUGAAUUACGAAGACCCUUUCAACAAUCCGUUGGUGAAGAUGGGAACAAAAAAUCCAAUAGUGAGGAUGUGCGGGAAAAUUUUUCGACUGGCACCCGUCACGCUUACAGAUGAGAAGGUUGCUAAACACCAGAAUCGACGUAUCCAAGCCUAUAAGUGGAAACGGCCUAUAGUGUUCCUGAAUGAUGGAGAUCCUGUUCCGGAAGGGGUAGAUCCUGAGGAAGUUCGUUGGAUACCUUCAAAUCAUCCUUUUGCGACAACCAGUAAUUACAUAGAUGAAGACCUCGCUCAGAAGAAUGUCUAUCAAACAAGAGGUGUGCCAUCUCGAGUUAGGGCUGAACAUGAUGCUUUGCGGAAGAAGAUGGAGGAAACUGCCAAAAGAGAGCCAGAUUUUCAGCCACCGAAUAUGGAAUUCGGUGGAGAACAGGCAUGGAAGACAAACAACUCUAGUGCAGAAGAGACCUCCGAGAGGAUCUCUAAUCAAGGUAAAGCCACAGAUACUACAGCGAGUUUUGACAAGCAAAUAAAUGGGAAGACCGGAGGCAGCUCAUCGUCAAUCAACGGCCAAGGUCAAGGUGGUGGUAGCUUUAGUGCGGAACCAGGAUCACGAUAUAGGACUAUUGAUUUCUCAGGCGAGGUGCAAGGUAGUGGAGGCAGAGAUCAGCAGCGGUACAACAACGGAGGAUUGGACUCUUAAUUGACAGGAAAUCCUCUCACCCAUCCUAGAAAGUGAAGUAGUAUUGUCAAUGCGUUGUGACCAUUUUAUCAAAUAUCUUGUAUUUACAGUAGUGACCUGGAACUUGUGUCACUCGUACUCCUGUAAGAUAAACACAAAAAAGGAUUAAAGCCACUGUCAAUUGUGUUGGAAAAUUGCCUAAGUUAUAGUAAAGUCAGCAGUGGAUUGAAGCAAAUUGUUCAGUCACAUGAAUUAGUUUCAGAGAGUUGAUCAAAUUGUUUAUUAACUAUGCGAUGUGUACUGUAUUGAGGGAUUUAUAGUACAUAAGAUUGUCAAAAACCUUGGAAAGAAUCUUUCAAGGUGG